GUUCGUUAUUAUUAGCCGUCUGCUCCGGCAGACUCCGGCUGCUGGGUUUGACGUAUGAGACAAACAGCAGGAUGCCGAUGUGCGGGCCUGUGCCGAUGAACCUUCGCGAACCGCUCUCGCCCGUCGCGGUUUUGGCAGAGCCGAAACGUCGGACGCGGUGUCGUCGGCCACGUUGAUCAGUUGGGUUGGCUUCGCGAGGCCUUGACGACGACGCGCGACAUUCACGUAUAUUUCGCGGCGUCGAAAAACAGUGCGCGACUGAUAAGCAGCUAGGUCACGAUACAGUUGGAAAUAACGUGUUGUUCGGGCUGCUGUCAGUAUCGAUCGGCGGAAAUCCCGCGUCAACGAGAUACGUCUCGUCUGACCUGCUCAUUUUGGAUGCUUAUCGGCGCUACUGUUAUCGUCAGAUGUGCAAUAUUGUCCAGCUGUUUCCGAAACACAUGUGAAAACUCAACGAGAGACUCUGGAUUGGAGGGCAGAUGAACUAAUUGCUGAAAUCAUGUGUCAAGCCAUGCGAAUCAUUUGCGCGAAAGAUUAGACGUUUGAGAUCGUGAUCUUUGCGCUAUAACUGACCUGUUUUGAACAUUUGAACCCAUUUGAAAUCCUAUCCUGAAAAAAUGUCGAGCGGAGAGAGGAAGAAAAGGGGAUGCGACCGAGGGCAUGGAUGGGAGGAGGCCGGCGCCGAAUUCUAUCAGGAGAGUUAUCCAGCGGCCGUGGAGGCCGAUCUGCAACAGGCGCUGCAGAGGGAUCCCUCGCACAUAGCGACCUUGCUUCCCAGCAAGAAGUCUCGCGUCGCCACGGCGAAACGAAUUCGUAACGACACGAAGACCACGUUGAGGAGGCGUACGAGCACCAGAUCCCGCGGCACUACAACCUCGAGGCGUAUGUCGACCAAUAUACACGACGCGGCUGUAUCGAUGCUGCCCGAUCUGUCGGAAAACUUAUCCAACGAGGAGCGCACGUGGGAGGAAAUUAUGCAGAUCAAGGCUAUGCCCGUGUGCAUGUCUCAGAAAAUACAACUGAAGAACCAGUUGCAGAGCGCUACAAAACUAAGACUUCAGGGCUUCGAGCAGCUCAAGUGGCAGCGCAGAAAAGCCUGGCAGCAAUUCCGCAUCAGGAUGAAAGAGGCCUACUCCAAGAUGGAGCUGUGGAACGACAGUCUGAAGAAGAUCGGCGGAAACUUCGGGAUGGGCAUAGUAGCGUACUUUUUAUUUAUCAAGUGGUUGCUGUAUCUGAAUCUGCUUUUGUUCGCGAUUAUAUUCUUGCUGAUAGUACUGCCGGCGAUAGUGCUGGAGGUACCGGGAAACGGAAAGUGCACGUUUAGUGAGGCCGGCAGCGUGGCUUGCUGCUCCGAGUUGUAUAGAAACAAGACCGAUGAGAGUAGCAGUAUAACCAUGAUCGUGCAGGACGGCGGUAUAUUGGAGUUCAGUCCGCUGUUUUACGGCUCGUACACGCACAUGAUCUACGAAAGCAUGGAUGCCACGUUCUGCUACAAUUCGCCGCUGGCCUACAUCUACGCCAUCAUCAGCGUCUUCAUCGUUAGCUUGGUGGCGAUCGUACGGUCGGCCGCCAAAGGGUUCAGGGAGAGAGUCGUGGAGGGCGAGGGCCAGUUUUAUCGAUACUGCAAUUUGAUAUUCGGCGGCUGGGAUUACUGCAUCAACAAUAAAAGAUCUGCCUCGAUAAAGCACAAGGCAAUGUACAACGAGAUGAAAGGGUUUCUCGAGUCGGAGAGGCUGGAGGAGGAGCGGCGAAACCGUACGCCGGAGGAGGAAGCGAAGUUGCUCUUCAUGCGUCUGUUGGUCAAUCUAGUAAUUUUAACGGUAUUGAGCGGAUGCGGCGUGUUCGUUUACUACGUGAUCGACUUCUCGUUCACUCAGCUGUCGGCGCACUCGGUGAAAGACUGCGAGAUAUUCAGUCUGUUCUUCGAAUUCCUUCCAUAUAUAUGUAUCGUUGGGCUUAACGUAGCGGUGCCGUUCCUCUUCCGCUAUCUGGUCGCCCUGGAACAUUACAGUCCGUCGUACGUCGUUAAAGUGACGCUGUACAGAACCAUGUUUUUCAGAUUCGCCUCCCUGGCCGUUCUGUUAACGUCCCUGCACAAACUCGUCGCGGGCAAAAUUCCGGACGACGAAUGCGCCAACAAAGCGAACGAGCAGCCACUGUGCUGGGAAACGUUCGUCGGACAGCAGUUCUUCAAGCUUUACACCACCGACAUUUUCAUCCAAUUAUUCAUGACGGUCUUCAUCAAUUUUCCACGGUCGUUGAUCGCGCGUCACACCGAGAACAAGGUUCUGCGCUUCGUCGGCGAGCAGGAGUUCGACUUGCCCAAGCACGUGCUGGAUAUCUUAUACUCGCAGACGGUCUGCUGGCUCGGCUGCUUCUUCGCCCCGCUAUUACCCUUGGCCGCCGUCAUCGGGACGUUCCUGUUAUUUUACAUAAAGAAAAUCACUUGUCUGGUGAAUAGCACGCCGUCGAAUAAGAUUUACCGUGCCAGCCGGUCGAACUGCCUGUUCAUGUUCAAUCUGCUGAUCUCCUUCAUCCUGGCGAUGAUACCGGUCGGCUACUCAAUCGCGGAGAUCAUGCCGUCGAAAUCGUGUGGGCCGUUCCGGGGAUUGGAGUCCGUGUGGGCGUUAUUGAUCAUGGCGUUCUCGGAAUUGCCCAAUUGGUUGCAGUCGAUUCUGUCCUUUCUGGGUACGGCCGCCUUCGGCAUACCGGCAUUCGUCGUUCUCUCUCUGCUUCUCUAUUACUAUUACGUGAUGUGGCUGGCGAACAAGCACAUGGUGACGGUAUUGAAGAACCAAUUGGUAUUGGAGGGCCAUGACAAGCAAUUCUUACUGAACAGGCUCAGCGCUUUCAUCAAGCAGCAGCAGGAUCAGAACAAGUUUCACCAGGAGCAGGCCAAUGAGUUAGGAACGUUUCAACAUGUAUAAAUGGUAUAAAGCUUGAUUUGACAUUCUUAUGGAUGUACAAAUUUAGCGAAGGCAUUUUUUAUCGGCGGUGAACAUCAGUUCGCAUGCGUUAUUUGACGUUUUACUUGAGAUUUUUUAUAGGUUUUUACUUACAGUAAGACUGUCGACUUUGUCUUCUUUAUAUUAUACACGAGUGGCACUUAUAUAAUAGUUUUUUUGAUAUUCUACCGAAUUGGAUGAAAACGAUACAGACGACAAGGAGCCCGGACAAUAGCAAAAAAAUUAAUACGUAUCUCGCUUACAUACUGCCUGUUGCGGUGUCUUGCAUCUUUAUACAAGCUGAUGUUUUUUGAGACUCGAAUUACAGUCACAACCACUGCCACACAAACGUUAGUUUCCGCGUGUCUUUAGAUCCAGCUUCGAAAAACUUACAUUCAAACGGGACAUAUCUCACAUUCUAGGUAAUUCAAUCGUCUCAUGUAUAUGAAAAUGCACGUAUAAGAUCAGGGUACAAAAAAAAAUGAGGAGAAGAUACGGUGUUGUGCAAGUAUUACACAAUAGCGAGGGAAAUCGUGAAUUAUUUAAGUAUCCAUUAAUUCCGUAUAAUUUCAUGGAUAUCUAUAAAUCUCAUAUAGCAACACACGCGUAAUAUUAAAACCUUAGAACAUAAUCUUCGUCAGGAAUAAUAUAUUAUAAGCUAAUGUGAUCAUAUAUAUAUGUCUAACUUAAAGAGAUUAAAUCGUUAAGAAAAUGGGCAGCGAUCGCGAAUCUGCCUGUAUCCGCCACUUGGGUGGGAACCUUCCUUAGUUCGCCUGAGGCUUCGUUUCGCUGGGCCUCAAAUCGAACAGGCAGGUACUCACCCGUUCGAUUUACGCGCAAGAAGAGAUUAAAAUAUGUUUAGCUUAAAUAUAUGGACAACGGCAACAAGACUAACGCGUCCGUCUAUAGGACGAACAUAUACUUCCUCAACUUUACGAGUAUAAACGUUAGAGAGCUUUUGCAUGAAUGAAACGAAGUGACGUGCGGCGGACCUAUUUUCUAGCGUAGUUCCUUAGAAGUCUGUAAUGUUACUGUAAAUAGGUCCUCUAGAACCUAUGAGAAUUUAUUUUACUAGCGAGAUAUCUCUAUAGUAAACGUCGGGGAAAAUCAGAAGUAUUUUAUUAUAUUUAUUGUUUCGUUAUCGAGGCUUUAAUAAUUUUAGAAUAUAGGAAACGAACGUAAGAAUUUUUGUAUAAUUCCAUAUGUAUGCAAACGUUCAAGAUUUUUUUCAACUGUAGAAAUCUCAUAUACCUCAGUAUUGUUAUAUUGUAUAACGCCAAAGAUAAUUCAGAUUGAGACUGUAAUAAUUUAUUUAUUUCGUAUAUAUCUAUUAACGCGAGAUAUUUGUAAACAAAUGUACUUCGUACGCACACUUUCAUCCAUUAUCACCGAUUCUACGCAGAAAUGAAAAUGUUUUCCAUCGUAGCGUAUAUUUAGACGUCAAUUCUGUAUAAGCAUCGUGCAGAGAAUACACGCGCUGUCGCAAAUCGAUCGGAUCCUUUGGCCUAAAUAAUUAAAAUCAAUGCACAUACCGCGUACCGGGAAAUGUAUUUUGUAAAUCUCACAUUUGUAUAACUAAGAUAGCAUGUACGGAUGCUCAGACACAUCCUUCCUUAAUUUAUUAUAGAUGUCACAAGCUCUAUCGACGGCACUAUAUAAAUGCAUUUAAUAUAAAAUUAAAUAUAAAGUCGUAUAAAAACAUAUAAUCCUACGUAAAACAGAUUUAUGCCCCGGGGAGAAGAAUCUGCUGAACGCAUUUAUAAUUAAACAGAGAAAUACAAUGAAGUCCACAGAUAUCUCACAUAGGAAGCUCCGUUUCUUUGAAUGUCACUGCUAAGUAGAUUAUAAUAAUGCUCUCUCUUUACACAACUUAAUCAUAGAUUCUUAUCAUAGAUCGUACAUUAUUUGUGGCUUAACCAUCCAAUUAUGAUGCUGUAAAAAUAAAUCUGUUGUACAAAA
Temnothorax curvispinosus is the source of this 4904-nucleotide messenger RNA. RefSeq names its product transmembrane channel-like protein 7. Gene Ontology annotation, molecular function: mechanosensitive monoatomic ion channel activity. The record is from RefSeq and is a predicted model, not a curated record. Bases 618 to 2927 code for a protein of 769 amino acids. Gene Ontology annotation, cellular component: plasma membrane. The transcript has 4 exons. Lineage: Eukaryota; Metazoa; Arthropoda; Insecta; Hymenoptera; Formicidae.